This is a messenger RNA of Closterium sp. NIES-65, 1185 nucleotides long. NCBI's taxonomy places the organism in Eukaryota, Viridiplantae, Streptophyta, Zygnematophyceae, Desmidiales, Closteriaceae. The record is from the annotation of a GenBank genome assembly.
AUGCGAGGUGCGUCGCCCCUCGCCGCGCGCACCGCACCCACUCUACCCGCCCAUCACCGCCCCGCUCCCCCCAAGCACGCAUGCGUGCUUCGCCAGGACUCGGCUUGGCAAACGUGGCAUCACGCCGCUGCCUGCUGCCAUCGCAUGCCUAUGCACCAAACCCCACCUCGCACAUUCCUCCACCCUCCUUUCCCUCCCUCCUCCCCCUUCCUCUCUACCCUCCUCUCUCCUUCCUUUCCUCCUUCUCUCCCGCUCCCUUCACCCUCCUUUACCCCUCUUUCCAUCCUCCUUUCCCCCUCCUGUCCCUCUCCUGUCCCCCUCCUAUCCACCUCCCUCCCGUCUCUCUCUUCUCCCUUUGCUUCCCUCUCCUUUCCCUUUCUUUUGCCCUCAUUUCGACCGCCCCUUCCUAACCCCCUCCUUUUUCCUUCUUUCGCAUCCUAUCACUCUCCUUUCCUCUCCACUUCCCCCCUUUUCUCCCUCCGUUCCCCCUUCUUUCCCCCUCCCCUCCGUGCCCCCUCCUUCAUCUUCUAUUUCCUCCAUUUCCCCUCCUUUCCCAUUCCUGUCACCCUCCUAUCCACCUCCCGUCCCCCUAUUUUCAUCUCACGUCCCCCUCCACGCCCCCUGCUUUCCUUCUCCUGUUCCCCUCCUGUCCCCCUCCGUCCAACCACCUUCCCCUCUGUUCCCCAUCUUCCUCCAAACCCCCUCCUAUUCGCCUGCCUGUCCCCUGCUUUCACUUCUCACUACUUCUUUUCCUCCAUUCCCUCUCCCCUCCCCCUCCCAUUCCCCCGACCACUCCCUCCUCCUUCCCCCCUCAGUUUCUUCCUUCCCCCUUCCCCGCUUCCCCCCUCCUUCCGCCCUCUUUUCCCCUGCUGUGCCCCGUCUGUCGCCCUCCUCCACCCCUGCUGCCCCGUGCCUGCCGCACGCCUUCUCCCGGGUGCGUGCUUGGGGCAGGCAGAGGGGGCUGCAGGUGCCAGGGAGCAGGCGCGCCAUGCAGGGGAGGCCAUGGGCGGCCAUGCACGCUCAACGGGGCUCUCCACUCGCCCUGCCUCCACACGCGCUGCUCAUCCGCCCCUCCUCCCCGCCUGCUGCCCUCUCUCCCCCCCCCCCUUUGCUCCUCGCCACACCCCUCCCUGCGCUGCGCCAUCCACUCGCCCACCUCACCCUCCACCUCAACGCCUUGCCUGA